Messenger RNA from Cherax quadricarinatus, 4053 nucleotides. RefSeq lists its product as uncharacterized. The record is from RefSeq and is a predicted model, not a curated record. Lineage: Eukaryota; Metazoa; Arthropoda; Malacostraca; Decapoda; Parastacidae. Gene Ontology annotation, molecular function: gap junction channel activity. Gene Ontology annotation, cellular component: gap junction; plasma membrane.
UCCCCAGGUGCUGUGUGUUCUGAAAGGGUUUAAAGCUAUACCCCCAGAAAACUAGUUUGGACAACCUUCAUGGGGGAUGCUUCAAUUCUGGUGAAGGGUUCUUGAUCCCACCAGUUCCCCAAAGUGUAAACUUACAGCUCGGUUAAUAAAUAUGGAUAACAGUGACAACUCUGGGAGUGAAGACAAUGAUGGUAAUGAAGAGGGUCAAAGUGAUAGCGAUCAAGAGUUGGAAUAUGAACCGGGACCAGAGCCAGAGCCUGACCCAGAGCCAGAGCCUGACCCAGAGCCAGAGCCUGACCCAGAACCAGAGCCAUAUUCAGAACCAUACACAGAUUUUCAGCACCCACAGGCACAAGCCACCAAACAAAAGGAAAAUUACAAUCCUAGAAAUAAUUUCCAGAGUGUUGGUGGUGGGAGGGGGCGAAACAAGAGAGGCAGAGGCAGAGGGGGCAAUAAUAACAAUAACUCUGGUAACUGGAAUAAGAUAAAUAACAGCAGAAGCAUCAGUGGUAAGGAUCAGAAUAGGCAAGACUUAAAUAAUAGCAAGGUCAGUAGCAACCAGAGCUAUACCAACCACAGCCAAGGAAAUUAUAACAAGAACAAUAAUUGUUACAACAACACAAGUCAGCAUAAUUCCAGCAAGAAUAACAACAAUGGAAACAAUAACAACAAAAACAUUAAAGGCAACAAUAGUAACAAUAAUCACAUCAAUUACAACGGUAACAGCAACAAUAACAGCAACAACAAUAACAGCAACAACAAUAACAGCAACAAUACCAAAAAUAACAAUGGUAAAAACAAUGACAGUGUUUUUUGUAGGAAGGAUAACACCCCAAAGAAAUUUGACUACUUCAACCAGGUGAAAAGCAUCAUAUCACAAUUCAACAAGCAUAAAAAUCACUCAGCAAUAGACAGUCCUCUGCUCAGGAUUCACUAUCGUAUGGGAGUUUGCCUCUUCCUGAUUGCCUACAACAUUGUUCAGAGCAAUUGGUUUUUAGGAGAAAGUAUCUAUUGUGUAUAUGGUAAUAAUGCUGAACAUGUCAGCAGCUUUGCAGUCAGGAACUACUGUCUGUCUUACUCCUACAUCUGUGAGAUUGAUGAGGUUACCACAACUGCUGGAAAAGACACCUGUUCUCGUCGAUACAUCUUAUUUUAUCGCUGGUUACACCAUGCUUUUUUACUUAUUGCUGGCAUUUAUUACAUUCCACGAAUGAUUGCCAAGAGAGCAGAAAAUCCACGCUUAAAGAAACUCCUAGCUGAUCUGGCUCUAGGACAGAACAGGUAUGAUGAAGCUACCUGGGAACAUGACACACAGAUGAUGCUGAGCUAUAUGCAUAACCACAAGUCAACACACAACCAAUUGUACUUCUGGCUUGUAAUUUCCCAUGUGGUUGCAUUAUCUAUUGAUGUUUGGGUGAUGUUCUUCUUGGACUUUUUUCUUAAUGGUCGCUUUCUGAGGUUGGUUUAUGAUGCAUAUCCAUUUGACCGUGAUCCAGAGUACUUUACCGAUGAGAUUUCACGCACAUUUCCUCCAUUUGCUAAUUGUACACUUGAUCGUCAGAUCUUGAUUAACAAUGCACGAAUAGAUCACCUGGGAUGUCAUCUAAUGCUGAUGGAGCUCUAUGAGAAAAUAUUUGUCAUAAUCUGGCUGUGGCUAGCAGUAAUAAUCCUGUGUUCUGCCAUGACAGUUGUCUUUCUUCUGCUUGUUACACUACCACCCUUCAAUCGGCUGUUUCUGCAAAUGCAUACAACCUCAAGAGGUAUCAAAGAAAUUAAGAAGAAAGUUUUCAAAGUUUGUGGUUAUGCUGACAUGUAUGUAUUAUUCCUGAUGAAAGGAUACAGGAAUGAGAAACAGUUCAUCAUGUUCCUCUCAAAAUUUGUCCAUAACUAUGAAGACAAUUUACAAGAAAUCAUAAUUAACAAUGAAUGCAAAAUCUCUCAUGAUUUAAAUGGGAAAGCCAAAAAAACAGAGACUUAUAUUGAAGUGAAAAGUGGGAUGCAAGUGGAUCAGGAUCACAUUUUACCUGAAUCUCUUAGAACCUCAGAUACUUGUCACAAGCAGAUUUCAGGCCCACUAGGCCAAAAUGAUUUUACUGACAUCUGUAAUCAGGAUUGUGCACAGAUGGUUAGUUCUUCUCCAGCCUCAAAACAAUGGCAUUAUCCUCCUUCCCUACAGUUAAGCAAAAUUAAAUGCUAACUACUGUUGGAAAAAUGGUAAUGACUGAAAUAACGCUUUAAACAGCACCGGUGAGUAACCCUUACUAAGGAAACUCCUCUUGUGACGAGUUGUGCUAGUUGGAAGUACGUUGUAAUUUUUUCUUAAUUGUUCAAUUCAUUUAUAUUUUAAGUAAUCUGUGAAUAUUAUUUUCUAGUCCAGAUACUGUAUUAGUUUAGGAUUUAAAGGUCACCUGUAUGUUUCACAGCAUUAGCUAAUUUAUAUAAAGCCUUAUUAAUGAAUGUGAAUUUGUGAAAAAAAAAAAUUGGUUAAACACACUUAGUGAGUAUGGUAUCUUAAUUUUGAUCAGAAUGCCUGCACUGGUUGAACUGUGGAGGUGCUGAACCAUGCAUAGAUAUUUUAAACAAUUUAUUUGAGGGUUCUGCUCAAUUUCUGACACUGGAAAUUUAGGGUCUGACAUUCGUGAUUAAGUAUGCACUUAAAUAACCUCUCUAAAAAUUUUGCCAUUACCCGGUGAGCAGCCAUUUAUGUUUAAAUUAUACUUUACAAACUAAAGGGUAUUUUCAGUGAAGUAGACCCUUUUGUGUUUAGUUUGAUUAUAUUAUUCUGUUAAAGUAAUAUAAUCUUAAUAUAUAUAAAGUAAAUUUUGGUCUCAAACUGAAGCCCUUUUGUUGGCAAACUCAGAAAAAUAGUACUGUAUUGUAUAGAAAAACAGGUCCCUUCACCUAUGGAUGGAUGAUGUAUCACACGACCUAUUGGUAGUUAACUACCAAAUAUUCUAAGGGUGAGUGAGGUACCAGAUGAUCUAAGGUCGGGGGAAGAUGCCACAUGAUCUAUGGGUGGGUGAGGUACCAAAUGAUGUAAAGGCAAGUGAAGUACCAUGUGAUGUAAGGAUGGGUGAAGUGAAUGGUUAGUUUUGUUAGUUUCACAUGCACCCAGUAAUAAACUACUGAUAUACCAUUUAAUUUUUUUGGUGCAUGGGAGCAAUUUUGUCGUAUGAGAAUUUGUUUUUACGUAUUUUGCAUGUAUGUGAAAUACAAUUAACAAAUUUGUUUCAUUUCAGUUUUCUUAAUGGCUAUAUAAUAACAAGGUAUUGGCUCUUGCUUGACCUUUUCUUGUAAGUCAUUCUCUUCACUUGAAACACUUAGAUUACAAAUUUGUUGAGUAAGCGUGAGAAUUUGCCAGUGUGUUAAGACUGGUAGCCAUAUUAGUACAAAUUUUAUGUAGACAUGCAAUAUCCUUGUUUUGGUUAUGAUUGCUUAACUGCCUUUUUUUAAACAUCAGUUUCACUGGAAAAACAUAAAGCAUUCAUUACCUGAACAAAUAGAAUUUUUCUCCUAUAAUUUGUUAGUAGCUAGAGGGAUUCAUUUUGAGAUCAAAGUAUCAAGUACAUAUUUAUGUAUUCUGCUGCUCCCCACUACCCCACACAGGCUUACUUUGUUACCCCCUUCCCUUUAUCCCUCACUAGCAUUGUGCCCUUCUCCCGCACUUGCGCUUUGCCCCCUUUCUCGUUCGCUAGCAUUUUGCCCCGUUCUCCUGCACUAGCAUUUGGCCCCUUUCUCUUUCCCUCAGUAACCCCUACCUCUCUCACUUUCUCCUUUGAUUCUUUAACAGUUGUGUUCUUUUACUCAAAGUUAUCAAGUUUUAUUGUUUUCCUCAGGAAGUUAUCCAGUUAUGUUGUUUUACUCAGGAAGUUAUCCAGUUGUGUUGAUUUUCUCAGGAAGUUAUCCAAUCGUGUUGAUUUACUCAGGAAAUUAUAUAGUUACCUUUUCUUAAUUCAUACAUGCUAUAAUGUAUAGGUUAAGUUUUUAGUCUAGAAAAAUUUCGACUAUGAUGUGUUGAAUGUAUUUUCCCCAUUUCAUUUUGUUUAUUAGAUC